AUGACGACCACACAAUCCGACAGGAGCCUUCUUGAUCUGCCACUUCCUAUUAGAAUCCGCAUCUACACUUUUGCAGGGCUUGCUAAUAACCAGGUUAUUCCCCUCGAUCGCAGACAUCGCGUCGAGGAGCAAUCUGCCCCCACCUGGAAAGACUCUGCCCGCACACUCAAUCUACACCUGGCGGACUUAACCAUCUAUUCAGCCCUUAUACUCAUCUGUCGGACUAUUCAUGAUGAGGUGUCGUAUCGUUUCUAUUCUACCAACACGUUCAUUGCCCACGACCUGCAAACGUUGGGCCGUCUAGGCCCGUCAUAUCUGGCUUUGAUGACCUCUCUCAAACUCAUCCCCUGCCUUACGAAGAACGCAAAUUCCCGCAAAGAAUGUACCUGCACGCCUCUAGGAUUUAUUCAUGACGAUACAAUCCUCGGCCUGGUGAGCCCUUGGGACAGGUCCACCCUCUGGCAGUGGAACUCGACCAUCAGCAAGAUUGCACCGCAUUUGACAGGUGAUAGACUUGACCUGAGUAUUCUCUGCCCUGUUUACAACGAGGGCACUGCAAAAAGGGUAGUGGAACCUCUGCCCCACUUCCCUGAUAGCUGCCACAUCCGGCUCGGUCCCCUCAAUCGUCGCAACUAUGCUAUCCAGAUGAUAGCUAUGAAAGCCGCUAAACAGGCCAUGGGCCAGAUUACUACCCAUGUACAACCAUUUCGUUUCCUCGACCUCCCUGGUGAAAUUCGUUUACUUGUUUACGAGUACACCGAUCUCAUCAGCCCGCUCAACAAGCUCCGAUGGGACCCAGACCAUGGCUAUACACUUGACCCAUCAUUCUGCCCACCAGACUGUAGUCCACCUUAUGACACUUGUCAUCCAAGCAUGCACAGGGACUGCGGAUCCGCUAAUGUCCCCCGCUGCCACUGUCGUCAUGGCUUAUCAUCCUGGCACGGUAGAUUCCCCGACUGCUGGGCAUGCACACACUACGCCUGUCAAUUCAAAACCUGCAACGCUCAACCUGCACACGGUACAGACCUAGGUCUCAACUGCUGCGGCGCAAAAGCAUCAGCGUAUUCCCCCGCAUGCCAUUGCUGGAAACCACCCGUCGCGCUAUUCAACACAUCUCAAACCAUCCGAGAAGAAACACAGCGAGUCUUCUUUUCUCAAAACGCAUUCGAGAUCCCCCACUACAAGUCCUACGCAUACACAGCGGAAGCCGAAGCCGCGCCGGAGAGAUGCGCAGCGGCAGUAUUCCUAGCAGAGGUCGUCCCUGCAGAUAUACUACCGUACCUCAGUAAACUCAUCGUCUCGCUCUGGGACUGUGUUAAGAGAACAGCGAGGGAGGACUGGAGCCAUGUUAUAUCAUACGUUGCCGGUAUAUCAAGCCUCCGCUUUCUAUCCAUUGACACUGCGAUGGCCUUCGACGAGAUCAAUGACGCGAUACCGAACACGCGGGAAGAACUAACUAGUGAACGGGGUCUUGUGAGGAGCAGGGAUGCUAUGAAUCAGUACGCUUGGCCGGUUGAGAUUUCUGAGACGGCGGUGCGGUCAUUCUUCGUGAAAGUUGGAUAUACUCGGUACCCGCUUAAGCUUAAGGUUUACUAUUCCUAUCGGCGUUUCGAGGACUCGGCUGUUUCUGUAGGAUAUGAGCGUGUUGCCGGGGAUAAUUAUGCCUUUGUAAGAGAGUGCGAGGGGCCGGUUGGGGAUCAUGGCGGUAAUGGGAGAUGGCUUGAGGGGUUGCAUCUUUUUGAGUUAGAAGCUUUCUGA
This is a messenger RNA of Penicillium samsonianum, 1758 nucleotides long. RefSeq lists its product as uncharacterized. The record is from RefSeq and is a predicted model, not a curated record. Lineage: Eukaryota; Fungi; Ascomycota; Eurotiomycetes; Eurotiales; Aspergillaceae. Bases 1 to 1758 code for a protein of 585 amino acids. The transcript has a single exon.